GAUCAGACUGACGGCUGCUUCCAGAAGCCGAUGAGACGCGCCCUAGGAGAGCUGACCAACUCCCCCCGCCUCCUAUCUGGUGACCUCCUUCUUUCACCUAGAUUCCAGUCUCCUAAUCAUACCACCCCAACUAAGCAGGUUUCUAAAUUAUCUCCAGCUAUAACUCCAACACAUAAUCUAAAACUUCUCACCGAACUUGCUGCAAAGGUCGCAGGAUCCAAUAGUUCAGCACGUCAAACUCUUCAAUUCGAGGAUAUUGAUACUACGAGGUAUACACAUCAACCUCAGUAUCAACCCAUCUAUCCAGCCUCAAAUAUAGAAGAUACAACCUCACCACACAGGUUGGUAAGAAUGUUUACAACUGGCACGGUAGAACCUACCUUAUACAAUCCUUAGCUUGGCUUAGACAGCUGGGGGUCAAACUAGGCAUGCAGGAACAAUACAGGUUGGCUAAGGAGCAGGAACGUGAGAUGAAUGAUAUAGAGAAUAUGUCCCCCCUCCAGUCCCCCCGUAUAUCCUCCCCUGCCAUGUCCCCGCUCAUGUCCCCAUACGGAUCCCCCGGGAUGUCCCCAUAUGGGUCUCCAAACGAUCCUAACGGGACAAGCAUGGGAAUUAACACACAGAAGUUUCUUAUGCUUUUCCUUGUAAUCCCACAUCCUAGGAAACUGACUUUGGAGUUUGCAGCCAGGGUUAUUCACGGGCCUAAUCCUAACGAGAAAGCAAAAGUAACCCGAGUUCGCAGAUUGUAUGAUAUCGCGAAUAUUUUGCAGGCUCUGGGAUUGAUCAGAAAGGUCUUGCUACCGGAAGGGAAGGGUAAGAAGCCGGCCUUUGAAUACAUGGGUCCUGAGGUUGAGAACAUGGAGCUCACUGAUGCAGAGAAGCGAUCAAUGCCCAGCACCAGGCAGAAGAACAGCCUCCUGGCCCUAGGCAAGAACCUCGCUCAGCUCCCAGACCGGGACGAAGGUGGAGAUGCAGUUCGCGCGGCUCUAGAGCCUCCAACUAAGCGUGCGCGAAGUUUGUCUGGAGACUGUGCUCGCGAAGAACCUAAGCUGCGAAGAACCAUGAGUGUAGGUCGAGAGGGUUCUGCUACUAGUUUGUUAGAGCUUGGAGAGGUUUGUGAACGAGAACGAGAGAGGAUUCAAGAAUCUAAACGACAAACAUAUGCGAUGAAACCUCCAACACCGGGUCGCCCUCCCUCGAGGAAGAAGGUUUUGCUUCAGAGAUAUUACUCUGAUUCCGCACUACAGCUUGCAUCCAACCCCAAACCCGUGCAUUCAUUUAUUAGUCCAAACCCGGUACAUUCCCAAACCUUGCACUCACCCAGACCUAUGUAUUCACCCCGGUCUGUACAAUUUCCAUCACCCUUGGCUCUUAAGUCCUCUCCCUUGGCAGUCCCUCUUUCACCUCGACAGAGGACAACUCUCAGGUCCCCUGUUACACCUAGAGAUCUCAGGAACGCGGCGAUCCUGCCCCCAUCCUCUCCAGUUAAUAAAUGUAGGAUACCGUGCUCUCCCAUGGGACCUGUUGGACGAUCACUCCUUGCUUCGCCAGCAUCCCCUCGAUCUCCAAUUGAUCUCAGUUUUCGCCCUCUUCGUCAUGGACGAUCACCCCUUGCAUCCCGAUCUCUGAACCUGCCUCCUUCACCACAAACCUCAACAGACUCCAACUCUCCUAAACCUUUACCACUGUGUGGUGGGUCGGAUUCCUCCAGUCCUCUACUCCGAGCUUAUCUUGCCAACAACAAGAGCAGGAUUUUUAAACCAAUCCCAGGUACAGAAGACAUAAAAGUCAUCGGAAUAAUGAGUGAAUCUACACCUCCUAACACUCCUUCUCCGCCCACACCAGGUGCCACGCCCCCCACCCCCCGGGUACAUCACCUAGGACCCUCCCCUGAUGGUUCAACCAACUGUAGUUCAUCUUCUGAGUUAGAAACCAUCUUCUUAAACCAAUCCACUCAAAACAGACAAACCUCCCUCCGACUCCCCAGUAUAGAUACUCCAAUGGACUUCAGCUGUCUGCUGAUGGACUCCCGACCUGGGUAUAAGGACUCUCGGGCUAGAUCAGCUGGAUCUGAUCUUGUUACUCCCACCUUUAUAUCUCCUCCUUACAGUGUUUCUCAGGGACCGAAGAAACCUCGUAAGAGGAAGCGUAUGAGAAGGAAGUUGUCUGAUCCUGAAGGGUUUCUGACAGAUGACUGUACCUCCAGUGAAGAGGCUGAUAGCGAUGGUAACUACUGUGACGAUAAUUCUGAUGACUGUGCUGAGAAGGAGAGAAAUGCUCCGCCGAAUCCUUCUUGUAAAAUACGAGUGCGGCGUGAACUGCUCUACGAAGAAGAUGAGCGAAAUGAAACCCCAAUUAAAACAACUGGCAAUAAGACUCCAGCGAAUGCAGGGGUGCAGUCUGUCAUCAACCUCAAGAUAAAGCCUCCUGGCUGGAAAGGAAACAAAAAAGUUCGUUAAAUUAUUCUGGAGCUGACGUCCUGAAUGAUUGGUGCAUGUUUCGGAUUUAUAAAUUAAUCAAAAUUUUAAUGUCUUCGCAUGCUAGCAAGAAUUGAUAAGACGAGAAGAAGUGUAUUUCAACACAUAUUUUUAUAAAUUAUUUUAUUGUUUUAUUUUGUGCAAUUGUGCAAACAGAAAAUAGUCUUAAUCGUUGCAAUUUUGUUAAACAGGCUGUUGUAAAAAUUCAUCCGUUGUGGCAAUCCUUAAAAAUGUUAAAUGUUAUUUUAUAAAGAUAUUUUGAUGUAGAUUUGUAUUUGAUAUUUCUUGGAAUUUUA
Eurytemora carolleeae is the source of this 2773-nucleotide messenger RNA. RefSeq names its product transcription factor E2F8. Lineage: Eukaryota; Metazoa; Arthropoda; Copepoda; Calanoida; Temoridae. Gene Ontology annotation, biological process: regulation of transcription by RNA polymerase II. Gene Ontology annotation, molecular function: DNA-binding transcription factor activity, RNA polymerase II-specific; RNA polymerase II cis-regulatory region sequence-specific DNA binding. The record is from RefSeq and is a predicted model, not a curated record. Gene Ontology annotation, cellular component: RNA polymerase II transcription regulator complex.